AAUAUUGUUCUUCUCUCCCAAUUUUCGUCUGCCUCCUCUUCCUCUCCUCAAAUUCGUCUAAUUCUUCUUCUAACCCUCUAAUUCCUCUCCCCAUUCUUCAAUUAUCUCUAUCCUUAGAGAUUUAUCAUGUUCCUGAGCACCAAUUGUAGUGUAGAUCACUACAAGUAGUAUCAGAGAAGUCGAUUCUCGGACUGCUACCAUGGCUGCUGCAACAAAUAAAGUUUCACAAGUAGAAGAAGAAAUUUCAGUAAAACAAGAUUGUUUUCACAAGUUACUGAUAGCAAAUCACAAUCGGUCUUGACUGGAGUUUAAAAAAGCUUUUAAUGAUUUAUUCUUGGCAACAUGGGAAAAGUAUCGGAAUAGAUCAACACCAAGUUUCGACGAUGAGAUCGGUGGCGUAGCUAUUGAUUCGCAGAUAGAAAAUGAUGUUGAGAAAUUGGAGUCCAGGACUAAAGAUAGCCAUGAUUUAAUUGGAGCUGGAGUUUUAGAUUCUACCGCAACAACAAAUUUCUCUCACAGAUCUGGUGAAUCGGAGUUGAAGAUGGCUGAGAAUGAAAUUGACGUCGAAUUGAAAUCAAUUUCACUUGACUUAGUUGAUUUAAGUUCAAUAAGAGAAUCAAUUCAAAAUUCUUCAACUCCAAGUGCAACGGAUGGAGACUACCAGGGAGGUAAACCUUUCAACUCUGAUGAUAAAUCUGAUAAUGAUGAUGUGGAUUGUCAAGUUAGCAAGGUCACAAAUAGUGAGCAUCAUACUUCCACAGCUGAAAUGAAGAAUUACGAGAAUCCUUAUUACUUAAAGGAGUUGUUUUAUCUCCAAAAUAAAUUGCACUCUCAAGAUUAUUCUUAUCUUCUUGUGGUCGACAUUCGCUCUUUAUAUGAUCGUGGUCUUGAUUCUUCCAAUGACCAGGGAAACUGAAUAUGGUAUUUCACAAGGACUGAUUGAGAAACUGCUGGCGAAAGAUUACAAAUCUCAUAUACAAAUGCCAAUGACCUGGAAGGUAUUAGUGGAGAUAAAGAUAUUCACAACGAACUGGGAGAAACCAAAGGAUGUUUCACAGACUUCUUGGAUGGAAUUCAAUUGUAUACUCAGUCUUCCUUCACUCCUUGGUGUUACAUCCAAACUAGUUUUGGACCUCUGCCUGUUAAGAGUCCACAUUCUAGAGUAUGUUGACAGCACUCAUUUGAGUAGUCUUCAGCUGAGGCUUCUGGAAUACCAACCACAGGAAGCUAUUUAUUGGAGAGGAAUUCUUUUAUGGUGGUAGAAAUCAAGGAGAGUGGAAAUCCAUGGGUUGAUGUUCCAGAAUGAGUGCUGUCAACAUACUCUAGAAUGUGGACUCUUAAUUGGGAGAGAAGAACAUUAUUAAUUUCAUCAUUACUUGAUAA
Molecule: messenger RNA, 1383 nt
Organism: Papaver somniferum (opium poppy)
Lineage: Eukaryota; Viridiplantae; Streptophyta; Magnoliopsida; Ranunculales; Papaveraceae
Exons: 2
Coding region: 542-916 (124 amino acids)
Source: RefSeq, a predicted model, not a curated record